Molecule: messenger RNA, 1646 nt
Organism: Nothobranchius furzeri (turquoise killifish)
Lineage: Eukaryota; Metazoa; Chordata; Actinopteri; Cyprinodontiformes; Nothobranchiidae
Gene: sde2
Product: SDE2 telomere maintenance homolog (S. pombe)
Cellular component (GO): nucleus
Source: RefSeq, a predicted model, not a curated record
ACUGCGCUUGCGCAAGAGCUGUACCACACAAAAAGACAAGAUGGAAGUGUUUGUCUGUACUCCGACUUUAUGGCGUUCUACCUGCGUGUUUCCACAUGGUUCUGUGGUCAGAGACGCGGUGAACCGGUUCGUUCCGCAGCAGGAUUUUUACGUCACCACAAACGGCCGCCUGGCUCACCUGGAUGAUCCUCUGCAGAAUGGCGCCAUCUACCACCUGGAGCCCCGCCUUUGUGGAGGGAAAGGAGGUUUUGGAUCGAUGCUGAGAGCGCUGGGUGCUCAGAUCGAGAAGACCACCAACCGAGAGGCCUGCAGAGAUCUGAGCGGCCGACGCCUCCGAGACGUCAACCAUGAGAAAGAGAUGGCCGAGUGGCUGAAGAAGCAGGCGGAGCGCGAAGCCGAAAAGGAGCAGCGGCGUCUGGAGCGGCUGCAGAGGAAGCUGGCUGAACCCAAACACCAGUUCACCGACCCAGAAUACCAGCGGCAGUGCCACGACCUGAGCGAGAGGCUGGAAGACUCUGUGCUCAAAGGUCUGCAGGUGUCCUCCAGCUCUCAGGUGAAGGUCAGCGAUGACUCCACCCCCAAGAGGAGGAGCACUAAUCUGAGUAAACAGCCACAGAAGAAGAAGAAAAAGACAGUGGCUGGUCUCUGGUCAGGACUGGACGGGCUGGAAGAGUUUUCGAGUUCAGAGGAUGGAGAUGAUGAUGAUGAUGGGUUUCCAUGUACGUCCUCACUUGGCGACCGAGAAGGUGCCGUUACCAUGACAACAUCAAUAAAGAAAGCAGAGCCUGAAGUCUGUAGCAGCUCAUCAGACCGCAGCUCUGCUUCAGUUGAACUAGAGCCCGGGCCCCCAGGAGAGCAGAGACCAGAAGACCAGAGACCCGGGCCUUCAGGAGAGCAGAGACCCGGGCCCUCAGGAGAGCAGAGACCCGGGCCCUCAGGAGAGCAGAGACCAGAAGACCAGAGACCCGGGCCCUCAGGAGAGCAGAGACCAGAAGACCAGAGACCCGGGCCCUCAGGAGAGCAGAGACCAGAAGACCAGAGACCCGGGCCCUCAGGAGAGCAGAGACCCGGGCCCUCAGGAGAGCAGAGACCCGGGCCCUCAGGAGAGCAGAGACCCGGGCCCUCAGGAGAGCAGAGACCAGAAGACCAGAGACCCGGGCCCUCAGGAGAGCAGAGACCAGAAGACCAGAGACCCGGGCCCUCAGGAGAGCAGAGACCAGAAGACCAGAGACCCGGGCCCUCAGGAGACCAGAGGCCUCCAGAAACUUCAGAGUCCAGGUGUCUGUCUCAUAAGCUGGACCUGUCUUCUGUGACGUCCGUCCAGCAGCUAGAGUCUCUAGGUCUGGACGUUCUGAAGGAGGAACUCUCGUCUCGGGGGUUGAAGUGCGGGGGAACGCUGCCAGAGCGCGCUGCUCGACUCUUCUCCAUCAGAGGCUUGUCUCCGAGUCAGAUCAAUCCGGUUCUGCUCGCCAAACCCGCCAAAGCCAAACCGAAGUGAAGGAGCAUCUUUCAGGCUGUCGGACUCAAAAACUGGUUCCAGCCAGGAGGACAGGAUGUUCUGCUGUGGGACUUCCUGUCCAGCUGUUACAGAUGAAAGGAUCUGAUCUUUUAUUUAGUUUUAUUUUAUUAAAGUCUUUCUGAAACAA